AUGUGGCAGCCCGUGCACGCCCGGGCGUGGCGGCAGGCGGCAGGCAUCACCCCCGCGGCGCACCGCGCGGCGUCCUCCCACGCACGCCCGCUGGGCGCCGUCGUCGCCCCCUGCCUGGCCGAGCCGCUCGCCGUCCUCAUCGCGCGCCUGCGCGGCAGCUUCCCUCCUGUCGAGGCCUGCCUGGCUGCAGACAAGGACGGCUGCGGCGGACCCGGCGCGGCCGCGGCUGCUGCAGCUGCUGCGGCGCGGCCAACGGCGGGCGGCGCGAGCGCGCUGUCGCUGGUGCGGCGGCCGCGGCUGCUCAUAUGCGGGCCGGAGGGCGCUGGGCAGGGCCACCUGGCGGCGGCGCUGCUGCACGCGCUGGAGGGCCUGCCGAUUCACGCGAUCGGCCUCCCCAGCCUCCUCGCAGACGCCGGCGCCAGGUCCCUGGAGGAGGCCCUGGUGCACGCGUUUGUGGAGGCGCGCCGCGCCGCGCCCGCGCUGCUCUUCCUGCCGCACCUCCCCCUCUGGUGGGCCACCGCGCCCGCGGCGCUGCGCGCGGCGCUGUUGAUGCUGGUGGAGGACCUGCCCCCGGAGUUUCCGCUGCUGCUAGUGGCGGUAGCGGACGCGCCCGCGGGCGAGGUCGACCCAGAGGCGAGUUUUCCUGUUUGA
Monoraphidium neglectum is the source of this 651-nucleotide messenger RNA. RefSeq lists its product as hypothetical. Gene Ontology annotation, biological process: positive regulation of transcription by RNA polymerase II. The record is from RefSeq and is a predicted model, not a curated record. The transcript has 3 exons. NCBI's taxonomy places the organism in Eukaryota, Viridiplantae, Chlorophyta, Chlorophyceae, Sphaeropleales, Selenastraceae. Gene Ontology annotation, cellular component: nucleus. The coding region runs from base 1 to 651 and encodes 216 amino acids. Gene Ontology annotation, molecular function: ATP hydrolysis activity; chromatin binding; histone binding.